Homarus americanus (American lobster) is the source of this 1634-nucleotide messenger RNA. It is a transcript of the gene rtp, whose product is annotated as MORN repeat-containing protein 4 homolog. The transcript is spliced from 4 exons. The coding region runs from base 79 to 546 and encodes 155 amino acids. NCBI's taxonomy places the organism in Eukaryota, Metazoa, Arthropoda, Malacostraca, Decapoda, Nephropidae. The record is from RefSeq and is a predicted model, not a curated record.
GAAGUGUGGGUGGUGUGCGGCAGUCUCUCGUCGGCUGAGGUCAUUACCAGGUGGACCCAUAUCUCUCAACACUACACCAUGGCUAACCGUAUGCGUCCAGGCGUGGUCAAGUACGGAAGCCACAAACAUGACGACGGAACACACUACGUCGGCGACUGGAACGAGAAGGGCCAGAAACAUGGUAUGGGUCAUCUCGCCCUCCUUGAUGGCACCCGCUACGACGGUUCCUUUGAGAAUGGCCUCUUUAACGGGUUAGGAGUCAUCUUCUUCCCUGAUGGUGCCAGGUAUGAAGGUGAAUUUAUGCAGGGUUGGUUCCAUGGCCAUGGAAUAUUCUGGAGGAACGACAACAUGAGAUUUGAGGGAGAGUUCCGAGGUGGUCGCAUAUGGGGUCAUGGACUCGUGACAUAUGCAGACGGCUCCAAUGGAUUUCCUCGCAAUGAAGGUUUCUUCCAAGACUGUCGGUUUAUGCGCAAGACCCGUUGCCCACAAGUGAUUCAGCGUGCACAGAAAGUGGCUCACAUUGCCCGUGCGCAAAUGGACCAGUAGCCCACUUUCAAGCUAUUCCCUUAAAUCAUCUACAACUGAACUCAUGAGCUUUUAAUUCCAGAAUUGUGAUAAAUAAAUUAAACUUUUAAUCUUAUUAGAAUAAAUCUGUUACAUAACUAUUCGGAAACAGUUACUGUCAUUACUUAUUAUUACACAAUUCUAUACUAUACACGAAUACUGUACAGUAAACACUGUACUUACAGUCCAUUCCGUUGAGUUUACAGGUAUAUUUAUACACCACCUGGACUCCCUAAAACAAAUUAUGUUUUCAAUUGAUAAAUAAAAGAAACCUUCUAAACAGCUAUUUAUAAUAAUUAUUCAGAUAAAAGGAAAUGUAGAAUAAAAAAUUUACUACCCAGUAAGAGGUGGUCCAACAAAUUUGCCAGAGGAGUCCACUGACCCAAACAGGUAAUACAGGCAGCCAAAGGCAUUUAUGACUUGAAAGAGUGUAAAGUAUCUCUCAACUGAAAACCUUGGGACCAAAAGGCUUCCAUAAAAUAAUUACAUAGUGGAUACCAGUAUGUACACGUAUCUAAGGAAAGCAUGUAAUAAACCAUAGUAUAUGUACUUGUGUCAGUAUCUUUAUACAGUAUUAUUAGUUUCUACAAAUACUGUUCAGUAUCUGAACACUAACUUAGCUCAUAAUUCUCAAAAUCUCAAUGUUAUCAAGUCUCUAAAUAAGCUUUCAAUGUGUACUCAUUCACUUACAAUUUCCACAUUACUUACUCCUCAAACUCAUGUGAAGUAGACUCAUUACUCACACCACCACACACACUUUCACUGAACCAGCUGCCCGAUUGUGUAAUUUCUCCUUAUUUACUCAUAAGUAAUAUGUUGAAAAAUAAAGAAAAUUUUAUAUUUUUAAAUUUCAUAUUUCGAAUGUUCAAAACUUUCAUGAAAUAGAUUGAAUCAAUUUUUUGGUCAACAGAUACACCUGGGUCUCAACAUAUGUGGAUUCACUUAUGUGCAAGGACCCAAUUUCUACCACCCCUUGGUUUAUGAAAGAAAAAUUUGCCCUUAUGCAAGCUGGUGUAAACCAGUAUGCUGUGGCCUCUAGUGCAAGAAAACCAUUAAAUAUACUUUUAAUA